Messenger RNA from Dipodomys ordii (Ord's kangaroo rat), 3724 nucleotides. It is a transcript of the gene Dnm1l, whose product is annotated as dynamin 1-like. Bases 117 to 2273 code for a protein of 718 amino acids. Gene Ontology annotation, cellular component: mitochondrion; cytoplasm; microtubule. Lineage: Eukaryota; Metazoa; Chordata; Mammalia; Rodentia; Heteromyidae. Gene Ontology annotation, biological process: mitochondrial fission; mitochondrial fragmentation involved in apoptotic process. Gene Ontology annotation, molecular function: GTPase activity; GTP binding; microtubule binding. The transcript has 20 exons. The record is from RefSeq and is a predicted model, not a curated record.
AAUGGGUGCGAGCUCCCGAGGAGAGGGCGGUGGAGCGGAGGACGAGGCAGGUUCUGGGCUGGGUCCCCCAUUCAUUGCCGCAGCCAGCCGGUCGGGGGUCCCGGGUUUCGGGAGCCAUGGAGGCCCUCAUUCCUGUCAUCAACAAGCUACAGGACGUCUUCAAUACCGUGGGCGCCGACAUCAUCCAGCUGCCGCAGAUCGUCGUGGUGGGGACGCAGAGCAGUGGAAAGAGCUCAGUGCUGGAGAGCCUAGUGGGGCGGGAUCUGCUUCCUCGAGGCACUGGCAUUGUCACCCGGAGGCCUCUUAUUCUGCAGCUGGUCCACGUCUCACCAGAGGAUAAGCGAAAAACAUCAGGAGAAGAGAAUGACCCUGCCUCAUGGAAAAACUCAAGACACCUUUCUAAAGGUGUAGAAGCUGAAGAAUGGGGUAAAUUUCUUCACACCAAAAAUAAGCUUUACACAGAUUUUGACGAAAUUCGACAAGAAAUUGAGAAUGAAACAGAAAGAAUUUCAGGAAAUAACAAGGGAGUAAGCCCUGAACCAAUUCAUCUUAAGAUUUUUUCACCCAAUGUUGUCAAUUUGACACUGGUGGAUUUGCCAGGAAUGACCAAGGUGCCUGUAGGUGAUCAACCUAAGGACAUAGAGCUUCAAAUCAGAGAGCUCAUUCUUCGAUUCAUCAGCAACCCCAAUUCAAUUAUCCUUGCCGUCACUGCUGCUAAUACAGAUAUGGCAACAUCAGAGGCACUGAAAAUUUCAAGAGAGGUAGAUCCAGAUGGUCGCAGAACCCUGGCUGUGAUCACUAAGCUUGACCUGAUGGACGCAGGCACUGAUGCCAUGGAUGUGUUGAUGGGGAGAGUCAUUCCAGUAAAGCUUGGCAUCAUUGGCGUGGUCAACAGGAGCCAGCUGGAUAUUAACAAUAAGAAGAGUGUAACUGAUUCAAUCCGGGAUGAAUAUGCUUUUCUUCAAAAGAAAUACCCAUCUCUUGCCAACAGAAAUGGAACGAAGUAUCUUGCUCGGACUCUAAACAGGUUACUUAUGCAUCACAUCCGAGAUUGCUUACCAGAGCUGAAAACAAGAAUAAACGUUCUAGCUGCUCAAUAUCAGUCUCUUCUAAACAGUUAUGGUGAACCUGUGGAUGAUAAAAGUGCUACUUUACUCCAGCUCAUCACCAAAUUUGCCACAGAAUAUUGUAAUACAAUUGAAGGAACUGCAAAAUAUAUUGAAACUUCAGAGCUAUGCGGUGGUGCUAGAAUUUGUUAUAUUUUUCAUGAGACUUUUGGGCGAACUUUAGAAUCUGUUGACCCCCUGGGUGGCCUUAACACUAUUGACAUUUUGACUGCUAUUAGAAAUGCUACCGGUCCUCGUCCUGCUUUAUUUGUGCCUGAGGUUUCCUUUGAGUUACUGGUAAAGCGGCAGAUCAAACGUCUGGAGGAGCCCAGCCUGCGCUGCGUGGAGCUGGUGCACGAGGAGAUGCAGAGGAUCAUUCAGCACUGCAGCAACUACAGCACACAGGAAUUGUUGCGGUUCCCUAAGCUUCAUGAUGCCAUAGUGGAAGUUGUAACUUGUCUUCUCCGUAAGCGGCUGCCUGUCACCAAUGAAAUGGAACAGAGAAGAAACAGGUUAGCAAGAGAAUUGCCUUCAGCUGUAUCACGGGACAAGUCUUCUAAAGUUCCAAGUGCUUUGGCACCUGCCUCCCAGGAGCCCGCCCCUGCCGCUUCUGCCGAGGCUGAUGGCAAGUUAAUUCAGGAGAGCAGAAGAGAAACUAAAAAUGUUGCAUCAGGAGGUGGUGGGAUUGGAGACAGUGGUCAAGAACCAGCAACAGGCAACUGGAGGGGAAUGCUGAAAACUUCAAAAGCUGAAGAAUUAUUAGCUGAAGAAAAAUCGAAGCCAAUUCCAGUUAUGCCAGCUAGCCCCCAAAAGGGCCAUGCUGUCAACCUGCUGGAUGUGCCAGUUCCUGUUGCACGAAAGCUUUCUGCCCGUGAACAGCGCGACUGUGAGGUUAUUGAACGACUCAUCAAAUCCUAUUUUCUUAUUGUCAGAAAGAAUAUUCAAGACAGUGUGCCAAAGGCAGUAAUGCACUUUUUGGUUAAUCAUGUGAAAGAUACUCUCCAGAGUGAGUUAGUAGGACAAUUGUACAAGUCCUCCUUACUGGAUGACCUUCUGACUGAAUCUGAGGAUAUGGCACAGCGGAGGAAAGAAGCAGCUGAUAUGCUAAAGGCAUUACAAGGAGCUAGUCAAAUUAUUGCUGAAAUCCGAGAGACUCACCUCUGGUGAAGAGAUGUAUAUGAAACAGACUUUUCGGCUCAAAACGUGCUAGUUACUGCCUACUUGAGUAGAAUUGUAUGAACUGUGUUUCGCAACGGUAUGAAUCUGCUCAUGUGAAGAUUGGCUAUAUAAAUGAGAAGUGUACCUUGCAUUACAGAACAAAUCACACAUUUAAUCCAGAUAAUAAAUGGCUGUUUCUAUAAAGUUUUCCCGUAUACAUACAUAUAUAUAUAUAUGUAUAUAUGAAGUCUGUCUUGUGACAGUUUCAUCUGAACUUAAGAGACCUAUCCAUGUUCUAGUUGUACAAAGUUUGCCUGUGAGGAAGAUGACCUGUGUAAGCUUGUUCGUCUUAAAGCUGCUACAUAGUCCUUCAGGAAGACAAUGCACAUACUAUACAACUGGCUGUGAAAGGUGAGGGCUGGCAAUCUCCUCAGUCACUGACCGUCAUUGUACAGUUUAAAUCUCUGCAAUUGUAGUUAGCAAACUGAAGGCACACAUGGAUCUGGAGCCCUGGUGGAGAGUGGAUUCAAAUUCACUCUCACACUUCAACCUGAAAGCAAGCAUUAGGGACUUCCUGCAUUAAAAACAGUAGGGCUUGGUAAUGAUAGCCAGUUCACUCUGCAAAUCCCAAAAUAGUAAAUCAGAUAUAUCCAUACAAUGGUCACCUUCUCAUGUUCUGAGAUUGCCUUUAUGUGGGAAUUCAAAUCCAGUUUAUUCACUGUAUUAGCUGGUAGUAGCUACCAACUACAUUAGCAGUGACUGGGGAAUACCAGCCAAGCUUGGUUCUUCAGAGAAAAACACCCAGACGCCCACGCGCACGCGCGCGCAUACACACACACACACAGUGACUACAUUGCAUUCAGAAGGUGGAGCUGUUUGCAACACCAUACAUACACAUUAAGAAAAUUAUGUAUCAUGAACACAACUUUCCAAGUUUUUAUGAAGGAUUUUGUUAGAGAAAACAUGAACAGCUUAUGGUCCCCAUUUACCAAGAAAUAACUGGUUCCAAGUGAUCUCAAACACAGAAAGCCCAAACAAGUCUGAUAGGACAUCUUUGAAUCCAUUCAGUGAAUGCAUGCUGCCAAAAUGUUGGCAUGCACACACACAAAACCAGCUUUGAAAGUGGAGCUACCCGUGACUUCUCUCAGAUGGACCAGACGAUUUACCAUAGCAGCCUUUUGAGUUUACAACAAAAAUUUACAAUGCGCCUCUUUUCUUUUCUGCCCAUCACAUUUCAAGUUCAAGAUGUAAGCUUUCAAAACAUGCUGGGCACCUGCUGGUACUACACACUGUACAAACCAGAAGCAAGAAAUUUCAAGAACACCGGCCUUGCUGGUUCUUAAAAGUGUGAGGUGGAAAUGAUCUCCGGCAUAUUUAUAAUACUGUAUGUUCUUGCUAUGUAAAUAAAAUUGCUGGUAUAGAAUGACAUUCAAGUUUGUCAAUAAAUGAAUUCCUCUUAA